Marasmius oreades (fairy-ring Marasmius) is the source of this 438-nucleotide messenger RNA. RefSeq lists its product as uncharacterized. The coding region runs from base 1 to 438 and encodes 145 amino acids. The record is from RefSeq and is a predicted model, not a curated record. The transcript has a single exon. Lineage: Eukaryota; Fungi; Basidiomycota; Agaricomycetes; Agaricales; Marasmiaceae.
AUGGAAGGAAAAGUUAAGGACGGUACUACUACCGAUACCGAAGCUAAGAAGAAUCAGGAUCGUGGAGAGGGUGAAGGUGAGAUCAAGAAACAGACGGUGACGACGGUUCAUAACCAAGAUGGAGAUGGAACUGUGACGACUACGACUACCACUACGGUCAUCGAAAAGGUCGUGGAGACGACGAAGGAAGUUGUGGGAAUUGUUGGGGUUGGAGGAGAAGGAGACGAUGCUCCUUCCUGUUCCAGCACUGCAGACGAUGAUAGGGGAGAGGGUGCGGAUCUCAGGGAGGUAACAGGGUUGCCGGUUACCAUAUCGGAAGAUGAUUCGAUCUUCCUUGGGUUGAAGGUAUAUACCAAGAAGGAAGCACCGGUCGAGAUCAGUGGUCAGCUUAGGCAUGAGAUGGAGGUAUCGUUGCAUUGGGCUUUGAUGGUAAAGUAA